Messenger RNA from Schistosoma curassoni, 2623 nucleotides. NCBI's taxonomy places the organism in Eukaryota, Metazoa, Platyhelminthes, Trematoda, Strigeidida, Schistosomatidae. The record is from the annotation of a GenBank genome assembly.
GUUUACUUUGAGUUUCAAAUCCCAUUAAAUUGUCUAACUUUUUAGAAAUGUCACUAGAAUUAUAUACUAAAAGACUCAACGAAAUCGUUCGUCCAACAGGGAACGUCAAAGAACAACUUUUGUCAGCAAUCAAGGACAUCGAAGCCAAAAUAGAGCAUCUAAAAGAAAUAAAAAUUGUGAGAUCUCUCAUGUUUGUCAUGCGUCUGAAGAUCUAAAAGUUCGUAUGGAAAAGUUGUUUGAGGGAAUAUCAAAAAAUCAAGAACAUAUGGUGGGCUUAAUUCCGAAAGUAUCCCCCUUGCACGAUGUAGCAUAUCCAGUAAUAGAAGAAUGUGAAGCCCUAACAAAGCAGUUGAGGAUCUUGGAAUUCGCUGAACACUUGUCAUUUCUUGAGUCUGGUGUAUUAUCUGCUAGAAUAAUUAAUGACAAGGACAUUCUAAUUGAGUCAAUUAAACAAUAUUUUUCCUUCCUUAAUACUCAGUUAUCGACUGAUCCAGACAUUUUGCCCUCUAUUUUGGAACAAUCUCAACAGCAUAAAACGUGUUUAGAUUCCUUGCUAUAUUUAAUGACGGAUUUUGAGUGCUUACUAAAGAAACUAAAUUUUCCUGUUAUUGUAUCUGAAGUUCUUGAGGAAGAAGGAUUACAAACGUGGUGUGAUGACGAUUUGCAGUUAUUUUCCAAUGACUUUCAAGCUCUUUCUACAUUCGAUAUUUCUCAUCUAAAUAUUUUAAUAUCGAAACCGUUACUAAUAGAUGUAUGCUUUCCAAUGCAUAUUAUUCUGGCUCCUAUGGAGAAGCGUUUUCGUUAUCACUUUUGUGGCUCUCAGAAGACAAAUAGAAUCGAUAUGCCUGAAUGGUACAUGUCACAAGUUCUUCAGUGGAUCCGAACAAAUGAUUAUUUUGUUACAGUGGUCGAUCGUGAUUUUAUCUCUGAGAAAGACAAUACUCCUGUUAGCGUCCGAUUGCAGCUCAUGCGUGGUUUGGUCACAUUGCUAUUAGACAAACUACACUAUGACCUUGGUAUAUCUGCUUUUAUGCCAGUACGAUUUGGUUAUCAAUUUCAAAUGCGACGUUCUAACUCUGAAAUAUUAAGUUGUCUUAUGGACUCUGAUCCCGGUAAUAGUUCUAGUAGUGAAUUGCUAGAAAAUGCACAAAAUUUCAGCCACUUAAUUGAUGUCAUAUUACAGACGGAUGCGAAAUUAACUCAGCUAGCAUAUCCAAAUGAUUAUCCUAAACCGAGUGAUGUGCUUUCACAUCCCAAAGUUUUUUCACGUUGGCUUUUACUAGAACAGUGUUUAGCUUCUGACAGAUUAAAGCUUGUCCUCGGGAAUUUCUCAUCUUGGUCUGUUGUUGACGAAACUGAAAAGCGGCCCCAGUGUGUCGAUGAUUUCAUUGCACUUCUCCAUGCUGUAGGUUUUAGAAGUCGACAACUAUCUGACAAAAUAUCACGGGCUAGAUUUGUCCAAAUUCAGUUGAAUUUAAUUCGUGAAUUUUUUAAUGAUAUCGUGUUGUCAGCACGUCGAAAAUUCGAAAAUGAUGACUCAAAUGACCUUGGUCAGUCAAAAAACAAAUCUGAAGUUAGCAAUGCUAAAACAACAGUGCUUGGAAGUUUGUUUUCAUCACGUAGUCGCUCGCCAAACGCUAGUUCAGAAACUAAGAAAAUUUCAAUCAUCAAUCAGUUAUUCAAUUGUUUUGUUGAUGGGAUUGGUCAGAAAUUAUCUUCUCGGUGGAUAAUUGUGUUGAACGCAAUCAAAUGUCUUCACGAUGUGAUGUUGGAAUGGGCCAAUGAUCAAUAUUACGUAACAUUUUGGGAAGAUUUAAGCACUCGCGCGUUAUUACAGUUUGGAGAUCCUUGGCUAAUUGACAUUGGUCUUUGUCCUCUUGUUACCGAUGAAAUAGUAAAGGAGUCAGAACAGAAUGAACCUAAAAAUGAAACAUUUGACGAGUUGCAUUCUUCCAAUACUUACCUUGGUUUACAUGGUGGUGUUUUCAGUCAGAUGCUAAGAUUGUACAAUGGUGAAAUUAAAAAUAUGUUGAAAGAAACAGUCGAUUUAACAUUGACAGAUUUAAAAAGUAAAUCUUGGGUAUAUGUUUAUGCAACUGAUCACUGGCUUCGAACUAGUUCUGUUUCCGGUUAUUUAAGUAGUAUGAAAAGUGAACUCUCCAACUUAAUGAUGUCAGCUAAUGCGUCAGUAUUCUUUCUUGCAUUACGUGACUGGUUGUAUCAGUUAUCAGAAUCAUUACAUCCAAAACUUUUCACACAUGUAUGGAAAGAAAUUGCAUCACAAUUAGAUGAUUAUUUGUAUAAUGAGCUCAUUCUAUCAAAUCGAUUUAGUCCUCUGGGUGCUGCACAACUUCGUUUUGAUCUUACUAACUACUUGUAUCCAAUGUUCAGUUUGUAUACUGAACGUCCUGAGUCAUAUUUCUUUCAAAUUCGUGAUGCAUGUGUUCUGCUAAAUUUAUUGCGUGGAACAGCCGAAUUAUUGAGAGAAACUAUCAUGGAAUCAAUGAAUAGCCAACAGAAGCGUGAUAACGAUCCACUUGGGCCUUUACUUGAAUUAGGUGUUUAUAGACUAACUCCGGAAGAAGCCCUUCGUAUUUUGUCCUUACGUGCCAUUCCAGAAUAA